GCCGCCCACACCGAGCUGCGGCGCGCACGGCGGCUGUCCCGCCUGCCACAAUGCGCGGCGAAGCUGUGCCCGCGACUUGACGCGGUCGUCCCUAACGUCGCCACUCGACAUCCUUAGGACAGGCCGCCCCUGACGCCGCGCUGGGACCCUACUCGCCCACGCCCCCCAUGCGCUCACUCCCCGGUGCCGGGUCGGGCGGACGCGGAGCCGCGCGGGUGACGGCAGAGGCGGCUGCGCGCCCAGCCUAGCCCAGCCCAGCCGGAGGAGAGGGCGCGCCGCGCCCCCGCCCCCCGCCUGCUCUCCGGAGGCCGUGGGUGCGGAUGCGCGGCUGACGACUCGUAGAGACUAGCACUGCCGCCCGCCCGCCGGCCGGAGCCCGCAGCAUGGCAGCCGCCGCCUAUGUGGACCACUUCGCCGCCGAGUGCCUCGUGUCCAUGUCCAGCCGCGCAGUCGUGCACGGACCGCGGGAGGGGCCGGAGUCCCGGCCCGAGGGCGCGGCUGCCGCCGCCACCCCCGCACUGCCCCGCGUUGAGGAGCGCCGCGACGGCAAGGACAGCGCCUCGCUCUUCGUGGUGGCGCGGAUCCUAGCGGACCUCAACCAACAAGCGCCAGCGCCCGCCCCAGCGGAGCGCAGAGAGGGCGCUGCUGCCCGGAAGGCGAGGACCCCCUGCCGACUACCGCCCGCGCCACCCGCGCCGCCGCCUGCUUCCGAACCCGUCUCCCCCGGCGGAGAAGGUGCGGUAGCCGCGCCCCCCAGCCCCGCUUGGAGCGAGCCCGAGGCGGGACUAGAUCCCGAGCGGGAGCCAGGACCCGCGGGGAGCGGCGAGUCCGGCCUCAGACAAAGGGGCCGGCGGGGCCGAAGUCGCGCCGACCUCGAGUCCCCGCAGAGAAAGCACAAGUGCCACUACGCGGGCUGUGAGAAAGUUUAUGGGAAAUCUUCGCACCUCAAGGCGCACCUGAGAACUCACACAGGUGAGAGGCCCUUUGCCUGCAGCUGGCAGGACUGCAACAAGAAGUUCGCACGCUCUGAUGAGCUGGCACGGCACUACCGCACACACACCGGUGAGAAGAAGUUCAGCUGCCCUAUCUGCGAGAAGCGCUUCAUGCGCAGCGAUCACCUGACGAAGCAUGCUCGCCGCCACGCCAACUUCCACCCCGGCAUGCUGCAGCGGCGUGGCGGGGGCUCGCGGACCGGCUCACUCAGCGACUACAGCCGCUCUGAUGCCAGCAGCCCCACCAUCAGCCCAGCCAGUUCACCCUGAGCCCACUGGACCCACAGCAGCACAGCCCCGCCAGUCCCUCCGCCAGCCCCGCGCCCAGCCAAGGACCCCUACCCUGACAACAGCCAUGAGCAGCCGCUCUCACCUCCUCUUUGUCAGUCCGUGCCCUUUCCUUUUGUAAUAAGAAAAAAAGAGCAAGAACUUCAUGAAAAGUCCACGUAAAAACACUUUUCUUCA
Marmota flaviventris (yellow-bellied marmot) is the source of this 1457-nucleotide messenger RNA. It is a transcript of the gene Klf13, whose product is annotated as KLF transcription factor 13. Gene Ontology annotation, molecular function: DNA-binding transcription factor activity, RNA polymerase II-specific; RNA polymerase II cis-regulatory region sequence-specific DNA binding. The record is from RefSeq and is a predicted model, not a curated record. NCBI's taxonomy places the organism in Eukaryota, Metazoa, Chordata, Mammalia, Rodentia, Sciuridae. Gene Ontology annotation, biological process: regulation of transcription by RNA polymerase II.